UCUUGGCUUUCCCACAGCACCUGUGUUAGGAUGGCAGCCAAAGGAAAUGGAACCCCCAGUGCUCACUUUGUCCUCUUGGGAUUCUCUGAGCAGGGCAAUGUCCAGGUUGCCCUCUUCGUGGUGUUCUUGGUGAUCUACGUGAUCACCCUGCUGGGGAACUUGGGGCUGCUGGUGUUGAUCUGGCGGCUUGCCCAGCUCCACACCCCCAUGUACUUCUUCCUGAGCAGCCUGUCCUUCCUCGACCUCUGCUAUUCCUCCUGCAUCACUCCCAGGCUGCUCCGGGAUCUCCUGGAUGAGGACAAGGUCAUUUCUCACGCUGCGUGCCUCACGCAGUUCUGUUUCUACGUGGCCUUCGCCACCACCGAGUGCUACCUCCUGGCUGCCAUGGCCUACGACCGCUACGUGGCCAUCUGCCAGCCCCUGCUCUACUCCCUCUCCCUGUCCCCAGGGACCUGUGCGCUCCUGGUGGCCGGCUCGUGCCUGGCUGGGGUCGCCAACGCCGCCCUCCACACCAGCCUGGCCCUCGGGCUGCGCUUCUGCGGCCCCAACGUCAUCGACCACUUCUACUGCGAGGCGCCGCCGCUCUUCGCCCUGUCCUGCACGGACCCGGUGCCCAACGAGCUGGGGAUGUUCAUCAUGGCCGGCUUCAACCUGGCCGCCACCAUCCUGGCCAUCCUCCUCUCCUACGCCUUCAUCCUGGCCGCCGUCCUGGGCGCGCGCUCGGCCGCGGGGAAGCGCAAGGCCUUCUCCACCUGCGCGUCCCACCUGGCUGUCGUGCUGCUCUUCUACGGGUGCCUCUUGUCCAUGUACUCCCGGCGCAGCUCCAGGAGCUCCCGGCAGCGAGACAAGGUGGCCUCUGUGUUCUACACCAUGGUGACGCCCAUGCUGAACCCCUUCAUCUACAGCCUGAGGAACCAGGAGGUGAAGGCCGGGCUCUGGAGACUGAUGGGGAGGAAACAUUCAGCUGAAAAAUAG
Molecule: messenger RNA, 975 nt
Organism: Oenanthe melanoleuca
Lineage: Eukaryota; Metazoa; Chordata; Aves; Passeriformes; Muscicapidae
Product: olfactory receptor 1019-like
Exons: 1
Coding region: 31-975 (314 amino acids)
Biological process (GO): sensory perception of smell; G protein-coupled receptor signaling pathway
Cellular component (GO): membrane
Molecular function (GO): olfactory receptor activity; odorant binding; G protein-coupled receptor activity
Source: RefSeq, a predicted model, not a curated record